Molecule: messenger RNA, 1092 nt
Organism: Cylicocyclus nassatus
Lineage: Eukaryota; Metazoa; Nematoda; Chromadorea; Rhabditida; Strongylidae
Source: the annotation of a GenBank genome assembly
AUGAUUCGAACACUAUUACUGAUCGCAGUCCUUGGAGCAUUAGCUGCAUAUGUGUUUAGAAUCCUGCUUGCACUGGACGUAAACAAAAGGGUAUACAACCAUCGACCGGGACACUGUCGUAAAGUAGAUGGAAUCGAGCAUGGUUCUGAGGACAUAGCCCUCAUAGAAGAAGAAGGCAUUGCAUUUGUGACGUCUGGGAUCUACUACAUGUUCCCUCGAGCGGAGUAUGUCAAAGGUCAAAUCUUCUUGUACGAUUUCAACCAAAAGGGCUCGUUUAAAGCUGUAUCAUUGAGUAUCAACGGUGACUUUGAUCGAAAGCAGUUUCAUCCUCAUGGAAUUUCGCACAUAUUUACAUCCGAAGGAACUAUUCGGCUAUUUGUCAUCAGCCAUUCUGAGGAUAUGAAGCAUUCCGUACUAGUUCUUGAUUGGAAUAGUAAAGCUCGACAGCUCGACUUGGUCAAAAUAAUUGAAGACGAGAAGUUUAUCAGACCCAAUAAUUUGGUAGCAGUAUCAGAAGAUGCAUUCAUUUUGACAAACGAUGGGUCGGCACAAACAGCGACAAUGAAUGUUCUUGAAAUACUAACGAUGAUACCUAGUGGAAGCAUCGUUUACUACGAUGGAAAGACCAGUUCCUGGCUCUUGCCGAGGGCCACAUCACCCAACGGAGUGGCUUUCGACCGAGAACGCAAACAUCUUUUUGUUUCGCAUGCGAACGAUAAAACUCUGUCCGUCUACAAAGUGGAUAAGAGCUAUAAAUCUCUCGUGAAGGUUGCUGACGUCCAUUUGUUGACAUCAAUGGAUAAUCUUUAUGUUGAUAAGGAUGGAGAUGUUUGGACGGGAGCUCAUCCAGUCAUAAAAGACAUACUGGGACAUUGGGGAAGUUGCGAUGAUCCCAGCAAAAUUGCUCCUUCACAGGUUCUGCGAAUCAGGUUUUCUAAAGAUUUUAAGUCAUGGGAAGUUAGCGAACCAUUCGUUGAUGACGGACGAUUAAUUUCUGCCUCUACAGUCGCAGUUCCCUUCGAAAACCAAUUGCUGAUUGGAUCUGUAUUUAGAGAACUCGUUCACUGUUAUACAACUCCAGAAACAUUGUGA